AUGGGGGCUGUUCAGGGCUCAGACGGGGCCGAGGAUCGCGAAUACCAGCAGCAGCAGCAGCAGCAGCAAGAGCAGCAGCUGCAGCAGCAGCAGCAGCAGCAGCAGCAACAGCAACAUGACCUGCAGACACAAACUAAACAGGGGGCCCAAACUUCCCUCUGCGACUCACUAGGGGGCAUACAGCCCGGAAACCCACAGCAGCAGCAGCAGCAGCAGCAGCAGCAGCAACUGCUGCCGCAGCAGCAGCAGGAGCUUCAGCAAGUUUCUCCGCCGUUGGUGGAGCCGCAGCGCCCCAGCUCCCACGAACGUGAGCAGCAGCAGCUGCAGCAGCAGCAGCAGCAGCAGCAAUCUUCUUGGGGUUUAGCACCAGGGGGCCCCCUUGGGGCCCCCCAGCAGCAGCCCGGCUGCAGCGUUGACGUGGCUGGGUCGUCACCUGCUUCUGAUCCUGCAGCAGCAGCAGCAGCAGCAGCAACGCCAGCAGCACCAGCAGCAGCAGAACCAGCAGCAGCAGCAGCAGCAGCAGCAGCGCCAGCAAUACAGGAGCCUGCAGCAGCAGCAGCAGCAGCAGCAGCAACGCCAGCAGCACCAGCAGCAGCAGAACCAGCAGCAGCAGCAGCAGCAGCAGCAGCGCCAGCAAUACAGGAGCCUGCAGCAGCAGCAGCACUACCAACAGUAGCAGUGACACCAGCAGCACCCGCAGCCCCAGCAGCAGCAGCAUCCCCAGAAGCAGCGGCACCAGCAGCAGCAGCAGCAGCAGCAGCAGCAGCAGCAGCACCUGAGUCGCGGGGCCGGCUGCGGGCUGAAGGACACAAAGGGGGGAAGCGGCUGCCGCGGGACUGCUCGGGCUCUGUGUCUUGGAGAUUAAGUGAUUCUGUUUUUAGACAAAGAGUUCGAGAGAUUUGUGCUCGUGCUGCAGUUCAUCCUGCUGCUGCUGCUGCUGCUGCUGCUGCUGCUGCUGCUGCUGCGGAGGGCUCCCCGGACGCGGCGGCGGGCGCCAGCGACACGGCCGCGGUGUCGCACCCGCGGCACAGCAGCAGCAGCAGCAGCAGCAGCAGCCUGAGCAGCGGCAGCAGCAGCACGCCGGCGUGCUGCUGCUACCGCAGCAGCAGCAGCAGCCGCGGCAGCAGCAGCAGCACUUUAACUGUCAAGGAACUCAAACAAAGAGCUCUUGAAAUUGAAAAAGGAUCUUCUUCAGCUCUCGAAACUCCAAACCUCCUUGACGAAGUCCAGUACGUGCGCUUCAAGCUCGCCAACAAGGCCCUUUGCAUUUUCCUAGACUACGAUGGCACUCUGACUCCAAUCGUGGCGGACCCGCGCGAGGCCAAAAUGUCUUCGGCGUUUCGCCGGACUUUGAAGAGGCUUUCGGCGGUCUUUCCCGUGGCCAUUGUGACAGUGUUUAGGGUGAAGGGUUUGGGGCUUCUUGGGGGCUUUACGAUUGAAGAUUCGGACUGA
Eimeria necatrix is the source of this 1452-nucleotide messenger RNA. RefSeq lists its product as hypothetical. Gene Ontology annotation, biological process: trehalose biosynthetic process. Lineage: Eukaryota; Apicomplexa; Conoidasida; Eucoccidiorida; Eimeriidae. The record is from RefSeq and is a predicted model, not a curated record. The coding region runs from base 1 to 1452 and encodes 483 amino acids. The transcript has 3 exons. Gene Ontology annotation, molecular function: trehalose-phosphatase activity.